AUGGGUCACUCGCACGGUUUGAGAGCCGGUACUCGGUAUGCCUUCAGCCGUAACUUCAAGGAGAACGGCCAGAUCCGCCUGUCGACCUACCUGAAGACCUACCGGGUUGGCGACAUUGUCGAUAUCAAGGUCAACGGUGCCGUUCAGAAGGGUAUGCCCUACAAGGUCUACAACGGUAAGACCGGUGUCGUCUACAACGUGACCAAGUCCUCCGUCGGUGUCCUCCUCUACAAGGUCGUCCGCAACCGCUACCUCGAGAAGCGCAUCAACGUCCGCAUCGAGCACGUCAAGCACUCCCGCUCCCGCGAGGACUUCAUCAAGCGUGUCAAGGAGAACGCCCAGAAGAAGCGCCAGGCCAAGGAGCAGGGUGUCCACCUCCACUUGAAGCGUCAGCCCGCCAUGCCCCGUGAGGCUCACCUCGUCGAGGGUACCGCUGCCGAGACCAUCACCCCCAUCCCCUACGACACCCACAUCUAA
Molecule: messenger RNA, 477 nt
Organism: Aspergillus niger
Lineage: Eukaryota; Fungi; Ascomycota; Eurotiomycetes; Eurotiales; Aspergillaceae
Product: 60S ribosomal protein eL21
Exons: 4
Coding region: 1-477 (158 amino acids)
Biological process (GO): translation
Cellular component (GO): ribosome; cytosolic large ribosomal subunit
Molecular function (GO): structural constituent of ribosome
Source: RefSeq, a predicted model, not a curated record